Hyalella azteca is the source of this 924-nucleotide messenger RNA. RefSeq lists its product as uncharacterized. The record is from RefSeq and is a predicted model, not a curated record. The transcript has 2 exons. Gene Ontology annotation, biological process: translation. The annotation marks the transcript as partial. Gene Ontology annotation, cellular component: ribosome; mitochondrial large ribosomal subunit. Gene Ontology annotation, molecular function: structural constituent of ribosome. NCBI's taxonomy places the organism in Eukaryota, Metazoa, Arthropoda, Malacostraca, Amphipoda, Hyalellidae.
GCACCCGCACUCCAGGAGGCUAUGUCGCCCCCAGCGCCCGGCCUGGGGACCUGCCGUACUUCGUGAACCGCACCAGCAACUUCCUGCCGCGUGUGCACCUCAAGCGCAACUUUGAGCUCUACACAGUGAUGACGGUGGUGAGUGGCGUGGAGGGCGACGUGUUCCAGCUGGCGGCGGAGCUGAAGGCGCACCUCGUGGGCCUCUACGGCCUGAAGGAGACGGUCGUCCUGCAGGUGCUGGAGCCUCACCAGAAGAUCUUCUUCAAGGGCGACUUCGUGAACGAUAUUAAGCAGUUCUUGGAGGAGAGAGGCUUCUAGGGAAACGUUCUCAUCUCAACCAGAGUAACCGCAGCAAAUAUGUUUAUAUCAGACAGUUCCUUGAUGGAAGAGGCUUCUUGAACUGUUUUAUUUUUGUCGGUAUUCUCGUAGAGGGAUUUGUUAUCAUUGAAAACUGAUAAAGACUCAUCUGAAGUCAUAGAUAAUUCUUAUAAAUUGUAUCUGUGAACUAAUUUUGGAAUUUUAGGGAUUGCUUUUCAUAGGCAUUUCAACAAUUCCAAUAAAUUAAUUCGUUAGGACCUGUAAUUCAACGGCGAAGUUUGGCUGCUUGAAAUAUGGGGCAGAAUUUUUUUUUCAGUUAGAAAGCCGUUGUUCCAUCUCUUAGGGACGUUUUUUUCUCUUUACCUAGGAUGAUUUUUAUUGCAUUAGGAAUUAGGCAAGUUGUCGCCCAAGUGAUAAGUUGGUGGGUGAGGCUCUUUAAAGUCAGGAAAGUGAACAGAACAAAUUGCAGCUGAUUUAUAGUGUUAUUUAAAGUUAGCAUAUCAGUGCUAGUCGUUCUCACAGGGUUUCCUUGUAAAUCAGCAGCCCUGGUGGCAUAAACAGUGUCCUUUACGCUUCAAACAUGAAAAUAAAAAAUGCUACAUUCUAA